Molecule: messenger RNA, 1128 nt
Organism: Cephus cinctus (wheat stem sawfly)
Lineage: Eukaryota; Metazoa; Arthropoda; Insecta; Hymenoptera; Cephidae
Exons: 5
Coding region: 142-975 (277 amino acids)
Source: RefSeq, a predicted model, not a curated record
UUUUAUAAACUGGCUCUUAUUCGUUCUUUAGCAUGUUUUUCAAUUUUUUCUUCUUUCAAUUGUUUGUAUAACCUAACGUAAUCUGUAAUUUCUUCUGAGAUUAUCAUUAGUUCUCGUGUCUGAUUUAUAUGUGUUUGAUCUAUGGGAAACGGGAGUUUAGUGCACGCGCUUACCUAUAGUCCAGAUUCGUCAACUUUAAUCACAAAUUCACCCAAAAUAGCGAAAAACGGAAGCCAUAUAAAUCUUAGUGGAAAAGUAACAAAUUUCGAGUAUGCCGAUGCAUGUAAAAAUAAAAAUUUGAACGAAGUCGUGCGUCCUUCGGAAUCCACCACAUUAAUCGCAAUUAAAAAGUCGGAGAACUCAUGUAUCAGAAGAAUGCAGAGUUUUGAUAAGAACAUAAUGGUAGAAAUAAAAUCGGGAAAUUUAAAAAAUAUUUCUCACAAAAUAUGUCAAAGUCAUAAUAGAAAACUGCUUAACGAUAUUUUUGAAACUGUUGCCAAUCUCGAGUCAAGUUUGAGUAUUUCCCGAAAUUUGGAAUUCGAGCACUGCCUUAAAUAUUCCACGUUGAUAUCGAAAAAUGUAAAAUUGCAUCUUGAUUUGCAAAAUGCGUUCAAGCGUAAUAAAACUAUGCUCAAUCUAUUUCGACAAAACGUUGGAUUUGGAACAACGGCCCGGUUGCCACGUUCACUGAAAAGAGAAAUACAGCGAACGUGGCAUGAAAAGUACGAUGCCUUGUUGAAGGAAAAUUCACAAUUGAAAAAAGCAGCAGAGUCGAUGCAACUCCUAACGAAGGAGAAGGAUAGUCAGAUAGACACGCUUGAAGAGAGGCUUCUAAACAUGGCCGACAACCUCCUCGAACGAGAAGACACAAUAAAGAAUAUUUGUAUUAAAUAUUUAUCAUUAAAAAGUCGCAAAGACGAACAAGAGACAUUACUUCGAGGAACCAUAGUAACAUUACAAGUGAGUUUCAUAUAACGGGUGUCCGUGAUAUCGAGAAGUGAAGUCAAAAUUUUCCGUGCUAAAUAAAGUGUUUCUCGCCGGUUUCAGGACACGUUACAAAAGAUGCAAAACAAAAAUCAAAAACGUCAUUAAAUCCGAUUAAAUCGUUCAUAAUAUGUACACAUAAAA